This is a messenger RNA of Hippocampus comes (tiger tail seahorse), 1945 nucleotides long. It is a transcript of the gene rnf2, whose product is annotated as ring finger protein 2. Gene Ontology annotation, cellular component: PcG protein complex; ubiquitin ligase complex. Gene Ontology annotation, molecular function: ubiquitin protein ligase activity; chromatin binding. The coding region runs from base 127 to 1161 and encodes 344 amino acids. NCBI's taxonomy places the organism in Eukaryota, Metazoa, Chordata, Actinopteri, Syngnathiformes, Syngnathidae. The record is from RefSeq and is a predicted model, not a curated record. The transcript has 9 exons.
GAAGAAAAAGAAAAAGAAGAAGAAGAAGAAGAAGAAGAAGAAGAAGAAGAAGAAGUAGUCGUGGUACUCCCCCUCGGCCAUAUUGCAUUCAUCAAAACUCUUCGCUCGACCUGUACCUUCAGUUUUAUGGCAAUGACUCAAACCAUUCAGACCAAUGGCGUCCAACCCCUCAGUAAGACCUGGGAGUUGAGCCUCUAUGAACUACAGAGAACUCCACAGGAAGCUAUAACAGAUGGCUUGGAGAUUGCAGUUUCACCCAGGUCAUUACACAGUGAACUAAUGUGUCCGAUUUGUCUGGAUAUGCUGAAAAACACAAUGACAACCAAAGAAUGCCUGCACCGUUUCUGUGCCGAGUGUAUUAUCACAGCUUUGCGAUCUGGCAAUAAAGAAUGUCCUACAUGUCGCAAGAAGUUGGUUUCCAAGAGGUCGCUGCGUCCAGACCCAAAUUUUGAUGCCCUGAUCAGUAAAAUUUACCCAAGCCGGGAUGAGUAUGAAGCACACCAGGAAAGAGUGUUGGCCCGCAUUAGCAAACACAACAACCAGCAAGCACUGUCCCACAGCAUAGAGGAAGGACUGAAGAUACAGGCUAUGACCAGACUGCAGCGUGGUAAAAGACAAACAGUGGAGAAUGGGAGUGGAGCUGAAGAUAAUGGAGACUCCUCACACUGCAGUAAUGCGUCCGUCCAUAGCAAUCAGGAGGCUGGUCCAAGCAUAAAGCGCACCAAGACAAGUGAUGACAGUGGACUUGACAUGGACAAUGCUGCUGAGAACGGGGGAGGUGACUCUGUGAUUGACAGCGGUGCCAGUGAAAUAGAAUUGGUUUUCAGGCCUCAUCCCACACUGAUGGAAAGGGACGAUGGUCACAACAGUGUGGAGUUUGUGCCUCGCUACAUAAAGACAUCUGGAAAUGCAACAGUGGAUCACCUGUCUAAAUACCUGGCUGUCCGUCUGGCUUUGGAGGAGCUUCGAAGAAAUACCGAGGCGAGUCCUGUGAAUGUGGAGGCAGCUUCAGAGAAGCAGUACACGAUCUACAUACCUACUGCAGGAAACCAGUUCACUGUUCUGAAUGGUUCUUUCUCUUUGGAGCUGGUCAGUGAAAAAUACUGGAAGGUGAACAAACCCAUGGAACUAUAUUUUGCCCCUACUAAGGAACACAAGUAAAGCAUAGAGACCAGUUUCAUUCAUGAGGUCAAACUGUGUACUAGGACCUGUGUACACAAAGAAAAGGUGAAUUGUGUCUGAAGGAAAUGGGGAAAAUUUGAUGAAUCUUCCCAAAUGACUCUUGUAAAUAGUUUGUAAAACUUUUCUUACAUCCUCUCAAAAUUGGUUGGUGUCUUUCCCCCGUAGAAGUUAGCAACCAGCAGGUGCCCAACCAAGUGAUAAAAGACCACUAGCAGUUGUAGAUGAAUAUAACAGUCAUUCCGUUGAAAAUGGCAACAUGACUCUUUCAACAAUGACCUCACGGGAUUCGUCUUCAUGAGAGCCCCCUUCAUUUGUAGCUUUACUCAGUCUUGCAUUGAAUUUGAAGAGUAUCCCCCACCCUCCCCAUCUCCCCUUGUUCUUUGUGGAAAACACAUACUGAAAAUUUAUCAGUGUUCUUUGAAUAAUUUCCUGGGUUAUUUUUUUAUGACCCCCAGUGGAGCAAUCCGUGACCCUGCCAGGUUCCCAACCUCCGCGAAAAGCAAGCGUCCACUGUAUGGGCAUUUACUUCUCUAAAUUCCCUUUGAAAUAAGUGUAUAGUUUGAUCAGUGAAUGAUUCCCUGAGCUAAUAUGUUCUCGCAUUCUGCCAUGUGUAGUCAGUUGAUCACUCCUUCGGUGUGCAGUUUUUGUUGUGUUUCCUCUUACUGUAAACUUCUUUGUGAAUUGUGUUGUAUUUCUCAAAAAGAACAUUUUCAUCUGAUGUUUAAGUGCCAUUUUGUAACAUUAAAUUGACUUCCAAAAUGUA